AAAGCAAAUACUGUUAAGUAGGUACCCCUCAAGAUGGACAACUUACUGUUUGUCGUUGUGAUGUUUACGCUUCUAACAUUGUCCAUGGUUCAAGCAGUUUUGGACGAAUCAGAGUUCACUCCCAAACUUCUAGAACAAGUCAAAGCAUUGCACGAUACCUGUGCGUCUCAGUCAGGUGCAGACGAUGGCCUGAUUGGUAAAAUAAAAAAAGGAGAUUUUGUUGAGGAUCCCAAAAUAAAGAGUUACAUGAAAUGUGGCCUCACAGAGCUAGGAGUGAUGGAUGACAAAGGCGAGAUCAGCGUGGACAUGGUACCUGAGCUAGUCCCAGCCAAAUAUGUGAGCGAGAGUAUAGCGAAUACAAAAACUUGUACGGGAAAAACAAAAGAUAUCGCAAACUUAGAGGAUCGAGUAUUUGCUUUCUUUAAAUGUUACCACGACUUAAAUCCUGAGAUAUUUAUUUUCUUCUAAGCACGACAACAUUGGCCUGACUAAACCUAGGAUUCUGAUUUUUCAACUGUUUUGCGAUAUAUGAUAUAUGUGUAAUUUUUUGUUUUAUUAUUUUAAUAGCAAAUGUAGUAUUUACAAAUUAAAGGCAUACCUA
This is a messenger RNA of Anoplophora glabripennis (Asian longhorned beetle), 601 nucleotides long. Its product is annotated as general odorant-binding protein 83a-like. NCBI's taxonomy places the organism in Eukaryota, Metazoa, Arthropoda, Insecta, Coleoptera, Cerambycidae. The transcript has 6 exons. The record is from RefSeq and is a predicted model, not a curated record. Gene Ontology annotation, molecular function: odorant binding. Gene Ontology annotation, biological process: sensory perception of smell. The coding region runs from base 34 to 468 and encodes 144 amino acids.